AUGGGGAAGCUGGGCGAGUGCUGGGACGACUGCUGCGACAAGUGGAACGAGUGGAAGUACUGCCUGCUCUGCGCCGGCAUCGUGGUCGCCGUCGUGCUCUUCGCCGUGCUCCUCGCCGCCUACGGCUUCGUCCGCCACCUCGACGUCUCCGUCGACGACGCCUCGCUGACGCGGUUCGAGCUGUCGACCUCGCCGCCGGCGCUGACGUCGCUGUCGUACAACCUGUCCCUCACCCUGGUGAUCCGCAACCCGAACUGGGCGAUGAGUCUCAAGAACACCAAGCCGCUGGAGGCGCAGUACAAGUUCGACGACCAGGCGUUCGACCGAUUCCAGCUCGCCGACAAGGGCGGCAAGCACCCCGCGGGGAAGACCCGCGUUUACCACCUGUCCCCCGCGGGCACCACGAGGGCUGUCAUGCUGGGCAACGCCGGCGAGGCCGAGUUCCGGAAGGAGAACGCCACGGGGGUGUUCGAGGUGGAGGUGGCGGUCGCCGGGGAGGUCCGGUACACGGCGCACUACACCAAGUGCAAGGUCGAGGCAUCGUGCCCGCUCAAGCUGCAGCUCGCGCCGCCGGGCACCGCCGCCGUCGUGUUCCAGAAGGUCAAGUGCAAGCUCACCAAGCCGGAGAAGAACUGCUAG
This is a messenger RNA of Miscanthus lutarioriparius, 639 nucleotides long. The record is from the annotation of a GenBank genome assembly. NCBI's taxonomy places the organism in Eukaryota, Viridiplantae, Streptophyta, Magnoliopsida, Poales, Poaceae.